ACCGGAGUUUGCCACCCCUACAAUACAGCAUUACAUCAAGCAAGCAGAAACAUAUGCAAGAAUUUAACUACCCUCUGUCCCAUGCAUCUCAAGUAGAGCUACUUUUAUAAAUAAUGACUGUUAGAUUUGUGAAGGUUAUAAUGGUAAUAAGGACCGCCAAUAUCAUUCAUAUCUACAGAUACCCGAGUGAAAAUAAACUGAUUAUGUCAGUUUAUUGAUUCUGAUUAUGAUAGGUGUUGCUUGCUUUACAGCAUUAAAAAAUAGUAGCUAAAUGCUUUAUAAAAUAUAAUUGAUAACCCACAUCUCUCGUCAACUUUGUCUUUAUAAGAACUAAGAUUUAAAAACCUUGUGUAAUACAAGAUGUUAUGCCAUGUGACAAACCUAGGCUGCUCUUCCCAAAAGCAUCAUAAGCUUAAGUGCAUAGGCCCAUUGAAACCAAUGGAGCUACGAUCAACUUAGGCUUACAUGCUUUUGGGAAACGCAGUCUUGUUCAUUACUACAUUGUGAAAAACACAACUAGUGGUGGGUUUUUCAAUGACUAGAUAGAGCAGCCAGUGGUUGAUAUAUACAUAAUUAUUACUAUUUACAUUAAACAUUUAAAUUGCGACAAAUGAGAGUACACCAAAUAGCAUAAAUAAAAUCAACAUAUAUUCACAAUAUUUACUCAAAUUUCAUUAAAACAUACAAAUGUGUAUUAUCAUCAAUAUACAAAGCUGUUUGACAGACUUUGAAACCGCCGUUCUCACCAUACUAACUAUAACGACAAAAGGUAACUUAAUUUUCCAAUGGACAAUAACGUUCGGAUAAGCACGCACGCUUAAUGCUCAGGUGGAUUCAGACUGGCUGUCAGUGUUUUUUAUCGUGUAAACAUCAUUCUAAUGUGAUCCCAAAAAUAUCAUCCCUGCAUUAUUAUCAUCUUAACUGUAAUAGAUACAAUUAUCGUACACUAUGCGAACAACAGCCCUUUAACCUGAUGAUACACUGGGCAACUUUUUGAGCAAUGUUUCUGGAAAACUUUGGGAAAUGUUGCCUUCAGUUGGCAACCAGGUGAGAGACAGGACCCACGAUUAUCUAUCUAAUAUAUCCAGACAGAAAUUUGUUACCCAUUCUCAGUGGAAAAAGUUGCCCUGUGUAUCAUCAGCCUUAAGGUCACGGACGAACGGCAAAUUCGGAAUCACUUUCAGAAUGAUUUUUCCAUUUGACGAAAAAAAAAAAAACCUUAACAGCCAAUCGGAAUCCUCUCUCUCUCUCUCUCUCUCUAUAAAAAUAAAGUAAAUAUAAGUAAAAAUAAGCUGAAAAUAAGUGCAACUGGUAAGCUAAAUUUGGCUGUGAAUGAACUGAAAGAGAAAGCAAGAAGGGCCUUUUAUGCCAUCAAAAAAUCUAUCCAAAUUGAAGUACCAAUUUGAAUCUGGCUCAAAAUAUUCCAAUCAGUCAUAGAACCUAUUGCAUUAUAUGGCAGUGAAGUGUGGGGUCCUCUCCUAAAUCACGAAUUUGAAAAAUGGGACAAAAAUCCGACUGAAGCCCUGCAUGCUGAGUUCUGUAAAAGUAUCCUCAGAGUACAGAGGAACAUACCGAACAAUGCAUGCAGGGCAGCAUUAGGCCAAUACCCUCUACUAAUGCACAUUGAGAAACGAGCCAUCAAAUUUUGGAAACACUCAAAAAUGAGCGACCCCAACUCUUACCAUUUUAAAGCCCUUAAAAACCAUGAAGUGAACCCUGAAAAAAGUCCCCUGAUUCAGAUGGUCCUGAAGCUGCAAAAACAGACUAACAUGAUUAACAACAUCCAGCAUCAGGACACUGAAAUAUUCAUCCACAAAAUUCGGCCCAACCAAAUUAUAAAAGCACAAAAAGAAAAUUAUCUAACCUAUUGGAAAGAAACAACAGAAAAACAAAGUAAACUUGAAUGUUAUUUGGCCCUAAAUAGAGAUUACACAACUGCAGAAUAUCUGAGUACAGUGAAAGACUGUAAACUAAGAAGACAAAUGACGAGAUACAGACUGAGCAACCAGACUCUCACUAUAGAGACGGGCAGAUAUCGACAGCACUGGCUGCCCAAAGAGAGCCGCAUCUGCCCAUACUGUACCCAUGGGGAAGUGGAGACAGAGCAACACUUCCUCACCAGCUGCCCUAACUAUGAAGAAAUUAGAAAGAAAUUUUAUCCCAAAUUUGAACUUUGCCCUGACUUCAAAAUGUUAAACAAGAAAACACAACUUCAAUAUUUAUUAAGUGAAAAACAAUAUUGUAUCUUACUAGCAGCAAGAUACAUUGACACCUGUCACAAAAAGAGGGAGGAGUCAACAAAUCAGUGAUGCGCCCACAAACACCACACUAAAUUUUAAAUUGUUCAUAGAAUUCUACGAUUCGUAGAAUUGAUUUGUUCUAUUUUGUUUUAUUAUAUAUAAAUGCAUGUAUUUUUUUUUUCUUUAAAUACAUAUUUGUUCUAUAUUUAUUGUGAACACUAUGCUUUGGCAAUACAUUGUACCAAUUGUCAUGCCAAUAAAGCACAUAUUGAAUUGAAUUUAAUUGAAAUUGAGAGAGAGAGUUUAAAGAGGCAGGUGAUGUAGAACGUUAUCGGCCAGUGGUGUGGACACUAAUAGUUAUCUUUUAAAUAAACAACGUUAUGCAGCGUGCGGUAAUAUAAUUAUUGUUAUCUCAUUACAGUGUUACCAUUCUUUGUAUGAGUGGGCUUUAAAUAGCCUAGGUGUAGUUAUUGGCCUUUGCCGAUCAUUUCAAAACCACCAUAUCGGUCCACCACUAAACAAAACUAUCCACUUAAUAUUCAUAUAAAUCAACAAAUGUUUGGACAACGUCGUCUUCAAAGUCAGAUUUAACCAUCAUGCAUCAUGCAAGAUUCCAGGCUGUCUAAUUGGAGUUUGCCACACAGAUAGUCCCUAAAAGGAGGAAUGUGUGGGUUUUCCCACAAGGAUCUGAUACCUCUUCACCUUUGACUUCUUUGAGGACAUAAUUGAAAUAUGGCAAGGUCUCAGUGACCUUAAAAAUCAACGACGGGGUGUAAACAUAACAUCUGAAUACCAAAAAUACCUGGAAUAUAACCAUCUUCAACUGCAAAGCAGAAACCAUGGCAACCAAAUGUAAAGACCAAUGGAAAGUAUCCAUGGAAACCACAAACUCUGUCUGGCUCUUGUUUUGGACCAUAUGGAUUUUUUUGGCUGGAGUGGCGAGUGAAGAUGAUGUCACAGCACGCAUCAGUUUCACAUACAAUGCAGAAGGACGAUCAGUGAGAGAGUUCUCUGUGGAUGGUGUUUAUAACUAUUCAACCCUUCUGCUGAGCCCAGAUGAAAACAAGAUCUACGUGGGAGCCAGGGAGAACAUAUUCUCUCUCAGCCUGGACAACAUCAGCAUGACGUAUCUGCAGAAAGCUCUCACAUGGAGCACUCCUGAAAGCAAGAGGAAAGAAUGUAUCUUCAAGGGAAAGGACCCACAGACUGAUUGUUUUAACUACAUCAAGAUUUUACUGCAUCUGAACAGCACACACCUGUAUGUGUGUGGAACGUAUGCCUUCAGUCCCAUCUGUGCUUACAUUAACAUUUCAAGUUUCUCUCUGGAAAGAGAUGAAAAGGGGGAACACGUUAUGGAGGACGGACGUGGACGCUGUCCAUUUAAUCCAGAAUACAGAUCUACAGCUAUUACAGUGGAUGGGGAACUGUACACUGCUACUGUCAGUAACUUCCAGGGAAAUGAACCCACCAUAUAUAGGAGUCUAGGGUCUGGCACCCCUCUCAAAACAGAGAACUCUCUCAACUGGCUCCAGGACCCAGCGUUUGUAGGUUCUGCUCAUAUUACAGGUUCAGACAGCGAGAGAAGUGAUGAUCAGAUCUACUUUUUCUUCAGCGAAAUGGGGAAAGAGUUCGACUUCUUUGAUAACACCAUAGUGUCCAGGAUUGCACGUGUGUGUAAGGAGGAUCAAGGUGGGGAGAGAGUCCUGCAGAAGAAAUGGACCACAUUUCUGAAAGCUCAGCUCUUGUGUUCGCUACCAGACGAUGGCUUUCCUUUCAACAUCAUACAGGAUGUAUAUGUGCUUCCAGCCCAACGCAAGAAAAACACACUCCUCUAUGCAGUCUUCACUUCUCAGUGGAGUAAAGGUCUAGCUGGCAGUUCAGCAGUGUGUGUGUUCAGCAUGGAUAAGGUAGAAAAAGCGUUUAAUGGCCGUUACAAAGAAGUGAACCGAGAGACACAGCAGUGGUACACACACACUCACUCUGUACCUGAACCACGACCUGGAAUGUGUAUUACUAAUGCUUCAAGGCAGCUGGGAAUAGUCUCAUCACUUGAUAUGCCAGAUAAGGUACUAAAUUUUGUGAAAGACCACUUCCUGAUGGACAGUCCUGUCAAAAGUCGGCCCGUGCUCUUCACACACUCUGUGCACUACACACAAAUUGCUGUGCACCACGUGAAAGGCCUCCACAAAGCUUACGAUGUGAUGUUUAUUGGCACAGAUGAUGGACGUUUGCAAAAGGCUGUGAAUGUAGCCGGUAUGAUGCACAUCAUUGAGGAGAUCCAGCUGUUCCCAGAGCAACAACCUGUACAAAACAUAGAGCUGGAUUCAGCUAAGGGUUUGUUAUUUGUGUCGUCACACUCUGGUAUUGUGCAGCUGCCAGUAGCAAACUGCAGUUUCCAUAACAACUGUGGCGAGUGUGUUUUGGCCAGAGACCCAUACUGUGCCUGGACAAGCACACACUGUACUGACGUCACACGUAUCCCACCACAAGACCAAUGGCAGCAGGAUAUCGAGAAGGCAGACACUUUAAAAUGUAACAGCAAAAUGUUGAGCUCAGUGUUACCACGUUCAUUCCCAAGUUCCCAAGAAUCUGAUUGUGAGCUCAUUAUUGUCCCAGCUAAUACUCUUCGCCUGCUGCCCUGCAAUCUUCGCUCCAACCAUGCUCAAAGGAAGUGGUCAUACAAGCCAGAUGUAGGACACUUCCUGUUCCCAAGCCCGGACGGUGGGUUAGUAGUCAGCGGCCGUGCAGGCAGCGAUGAGGUCUUCUCGUGUUGGUCAGAAGAAUAUGGCUUCAGGCAACUCUUGGCCAAUUACUGUGUGAAGGCAGAGCCUUUAUCUGAGACUACAACCAAUAUGGGGCAGAUGGAUGCACAUCUUAUAAUCCAAAGCAUAUCGUCGGACGUGUUGUCCAGCGAAUCAGCGCGCUCUGCUCAACUGCGCAUAAAGACGUAUGGCACAGAGCUGGCAGUAGUGUGUGUGCUGUUAGCUGUUUGUGUGCUUUCGUUUGGGCUGUCGGUAGCAUAUCGACACAGGGGCCGGAUGAAGGAGGUACUGAGAGGAGGAGAGCAAACUGGAGGAGCCCCAAAGAGCACAGUCAGGCCUGGGGAGAGUUUACCCCUCAAUGCUGGUGCGCUUCCAAGCUCCCCAUCCGACCACAAAAGCUACCAGACAUUGGAGGAUAGCCGUGGUUACAUAAUCGCUCCAUCAGAGACAAGCAUGCAGAACAACUCCAAGGAAGCACAGACACUUGCCCAAACGCCACAGAAUAGCUUUAAAGAGACUCAUGUGGAAGUCAGUGACAUUAGCCCUCGGCCACGGGUACGACUGGGCUCUGAGAUCAGAGACUCUGUGGUGUAAAAUACUGACAUUUCCGAUGAAUUUCCAUAAUUUACGCAUAAACAGUCUAACACUCUUAAUGUUCACUUGGUACAUUCAAUGGGCAGCUUUCUUGAAGACUAAGCGUAUUGAGCCCUGAGCACAAGAGAAAAGAUGGGACAUGCUCAGUGUGCGUAUUGCCAAAUUGUAGUUGUUUAAGACAAUGCCCUCAAAUCUACUCCCACAUCUCCUUCACUCUUUCAUGUUAAACAUUAAAAUAUGACACAGUUUAUUGUUAAUAUGAGCUUGUGCUGAUACAUUAGAGAUCAGAAACAACAAUCCAAGGAAGGGUGGACCAGAUGGAUGAACAGGAGAGAGAUGGGCAAAGAGCCUUGUGUUGUAUGACUGGUACUGGUGCUAUUAUCACUGCCAAGACAAAGAGUAAUGAUGCCUAACUCAAGGUGAGAAGACUGUUCUAUAUGUUUGUUUGUAUUCCUUUGCUAUUUUUUGCGCAAAGGUUCAAUGCAUAAGUGUUUAAUGGGGUACUUUAAAUUUAAGAUUUGACUAUGAAACAUAACAGAUUCUCAUUAUACCAGCAUUGAACACCAGGCAGUUCAGACCAGGUUGCUUGUUAGUGUUAUAGAACUUGGUUACUUACUUAACAUUUUAGAAAUCUGCUGUUAAUUUUAUUUAUUCCCUUUUUUUUAAUUUCCGUUUUAUUGUUUAAUUUCUUAGUCCUUUUUUGGGAAGUAGUCUCUUGGUGUUUUCUAUUCUGUUAUUCAAAUGUGUUCGUGUUAGUAAAGUGCCUGGUGUUAAAUAAUGGUAUGAUGUGUAUGGAACUAUUAAAUGUGGAGUAAUUAUGGAAAAAAUAAUAUUUGCUUUUAGAUAAAAUGUAGCAAGCGUGUAUGAGCAUUAAGAAACUUUGUUUCUUAAUACCCUUGAAUGUACAUCUGAAGAGUUAUAUGGGAAUGUAAAGCACAAAAACUUGAGAUUCUGUUUUGCUUCAUAGGUUGGUGGUUCUUGUGUUUGGUACAGAAUAUAGAUGGAAUCUAAACAGGCAGAAACGAGGUAAUGAUACUGUACAAUAAUACAAUAUUAUAAUAUUACAGUAUAAACGGUAUGCUUGGCAUUUUGGUAAAGAGUGAGGUAAUGGGAAAAGGCUGAAAAUGUCUGUAAAUUUGCAAAGAAAAAAAAAAUGUAGAAGAACAUAGCAGGUUAUGUUCAUUUAUGGGUUAUCCAGACUUCAAACACACCCUCCUCUCACAAAAACAAAACCAUGCACUAAAGUUGCUAUUAUAGACAUCCGUUCCUCUUGGAAAAGUCUCUUUUUAAUCCACAUUAACCAUGAUGUUUGAUGUUGUUUAAUCAUGUGUUACAUUCCACUGUGUUUUCAGCUUGUGUGUUUUGAAUGGAAAAUGUAAAGUAGAUUGCGAUCUUUUAUACUUUGACACUGUUUUACUGUUGUUUUACAUUGUACAUUCACGCACUUUAUUUUUUCUACCAGUAUUUGUAAGCUGUAAAUGAGGUAGGCCACUGUUAACAUCCCGGUUUAAUAUUGUAGCCAAGGUUUGUACAUUAAUGAAGAGAUGAAAAUAGGUCUGAAAGAGUGUCUCCACUGUCUUGACAUGCAAAAUAAAAUUUUGCAUAAACUCAAA
Messenger RNA from Onychostoma macrolepis, 7209 nucleotides. RefSeq names its product sema domain, immunoglobulin domain (Ig), transmembrane domain (TM) and short cytoplasmic domain, (semaphorin) 4Bb (gene sema4bb). Lineage: Eukaryota; Metazoa; Chordata; Actinopteri; Cypriniformes; Cyprinidae. The record is from RefSeq and is a predicted model, not a curated record. Gene Ontology annotation, molecular function: semaphorin receptor binding; chemorepellent activity. The coding region runs from base 3080 to 5596 and encodes 838 amino acids. The transcript has 15 exons. Gene Ontology annotation, biological process: negative regulation of axon extension involved in axon guidance; negative chemotaxis; neural crest cell migration.